AUGGAGGAGAUAAUCAUCCACAUGAUCAUUAUCGCGCCACUGACCAAGUGGCUAAUAGGACCGAAUAGGUCGUGGAACAAGGGAAAGAGGGAGUAUGGAGUGUAUAUUGCGCUGUUGCUUCUCUUCUGUGUCGGCAUAUACGAACUGAGAAAAACAAACCAAAAUUUGUAUGAAGUUCUACAGUUAAACGCGUACGCAUCGAAGACAGACAUUCAGCAAUCAUUCAGAAGGUUAUCCCGAGUGUACCAUCCAGACAAAAACAAAGAAGCGGAUUCAUUCGAAAGGUUUAAUAAAAUAAGAGAAGCAUACGAAAUACUGUCAAAUGAAAAGAAAAAGUACAUAUAUGACAGAUUUGGAGAUUUUGCUGGAAGUGAAAUUACCAACUUUUUUUACGUAGAAAUAAUUAUCAUAGCCAUAUUUCAAUUUGCCAUUUCAUUUAUCUUUGGCUUUUUGUAUACCUAUGGAAAAGACAAUGAGAAGUAUCGAAUUUUAAUUUGCUUGUAUAUUGCUCUGAACUUUUGCAUAGAGCUGGUGUUCAGAUUUAGUCCCGAGAGUACACACUUUCUUUCGUUUCUUCCCAUUUUUUGUCACUACACUCCUUUCGAGAGGAUCCAUUCUCUGAGGGUGCUAGUCCCCCUUGUGAUGAAUGCCAUUCUACUGCUCGAUGUUUACUUUAUCGAUGAAGACACCGAUCUAUACGUAUCUACCUUUUGCGAAUAUGUCUUUGAGAACAGCCAGAAAACCAUAAAGAACAUGGACGACGUGGUCAUCUUUUGUGCUCGUUUGGUAGAUGGUAAAGUGAACAAGGCGAACAACUUCUCCUGGAGGGAAAAGGACCCCUACAGCGACCUUGCCAAUAUUGAAGAACUGGAGGAUGAAGAAACAUAUGACAAGAAAUGCGACAAAAGUGAUAUGUUCUACAAGCUACUAUAUAACGUAGUCGAAACGAGCACAGAAGACGUUGAGCUGAAAAUUCCCAAAAAGUCACUCUGCCGUCGUUUCGACUGGUCUAGGCUGUACACGGAAAGCGUUAUGGAGAAAAACACCGAGGAGAAAGACUUCGAACAGAGCAACGCGUCCAAGGGAAUCUUAUUUUCAUCUCUGUUGUACUUUAUUGGUCUGAUAUCUCAUUUGGUAUCCAAGUGA
This is a messenger RNA of Plasmodium knowlesi strain H, 1146 nucleotides long. Its product is annotated as DnaJ protein, putative. Gene Ontology annotation, cellular component: endoplasmic reticulum. Bases 1 to 1146 code for a protein of 381 amino acids. Lineage: Eukaryota; Apicomplexa; Aconoidasida; Haemosporida; Plasmodiidae. The transcript has 3 exons. Gene Ontology annotation, molecular function: misfolded protein binding; protein-folding chaperone binding. The record is from RefSeq and is a predicted model, not a curated record.